Telopea speciosissima is the source of this 1005-nucleotide messenger RNA. RefSeq names its product protein MAIN-LIKE 1-like. Bases 1 to 1005 code for a protein of 334 amino acids. The record is from RefSeq and is a predicted model, not a curated record. Lineage: Eukaryota; Viridiplantae; Streptophyta; Magnoliopsida; Proteales; Proteaceae. The transcript has 6 exons.
AUGCCACGUGGGGUCGUAGCUGAGGCCGCAGCACCGCUGGCUCCAUUUGCCACGUCUUCAUCUAAACGGGGCAAGCCAUCAUCCUUUUCUUCCGAGGUAUCCGGCAAGUUGAAGGCAGAGUGGUACCUGGGCAGUAUUCUGGUGGACAUCGCACUCCACAAGUGUUGCACCAUCUGGGAUCAGGCUCUCAAGAAGGAGCUUUACUCCCCUGGUUACAAGACGUACUGUCAUACCAAUGACAUCUUCUCAUGGUACUUGUGCCUUCAUCCUGCCGUGAGGGAGAGGGUGGACUUGACUGGCUUGGGUCGCACUGCUCAAGUCGUUUCACCCAAGCUGGAUACUCUCGUAGUUCAUGCUUUGGCGGACCAAUGGUGGCCAUCAACUCACACAUUUCACCUGCCUGCUAGGGAGGUAACCAUCAUCCCUCUGGACUUCUUCAUGAUUAUAGGGAUCCCCUUCUCUAGGAGACCUAUUUUCGUGAAUCCUUCCCUUGAGACAAGAUCCCUUAAGGAUAUUGGGAAUCUCCUGGGUUUCACACUGACUUCUCGUGUCAUUCUCUUGUCCACCCUAAAGAAGGAGUGGGACAGCAGUGUGAUUGAUGACAACUCCCCUAGGGAGUUAUUGGACCAGGCUGCUAGGACAUCCUAUGACUGGGGUGGGUCUGGCUAUGCUCAUUUUUUGAGGAUGUUAGAUCGUGUUACUUUCGGCACCCCUGGCUUGACCAAUUGCGCCUACGUUCUUUGGUGCUAUGAGGUUUUAGGGAUCCAUGCCCCUGGUCUCCCUAACGAGUCGGCUCCUUACAUCCCCCGAGUGACUCAUUGGAGGAAGGCCGGGUGUUCUCUCAUCGAUGAGCUGCAAGUACGUCUUCAGCUCAAUGACUUGGCAGUUAACUGGUACCCAGGUCAUCGCCUGAUUCCUGGCGAGUACGGAUUACCUCCCUCACAUGGUUGCAGUGUGAGCUCUCACCCUUCCCAUGCUGCUGGUGCUGACUUGCCUAUCGCGUAG